Molecule: messenger RNA, 876 nt
Organism: Aspergillus ibericus CBS 121593
Lineage: Eukaryota; Fungi; Ascomycota; Eurotiomycetes; Eurotiales; Aspergillaceae
Exons: 3
Coding region: 88-834 (248 amino acids)
Source: RefSeq, a predicted model, not a curated record
CCUUCUCGUCAGCACUGUCUUCUCUCCAUUCCUCAUUCCAAACUCGUCCUUCGUAUCCAGUUGUCAUCCAAGCCUGCUAGACCUCUAAUGUUGACGAUGAAGCUCGCAGUUCUUCUCCUGGGCCUAGCUGCACUCGGGUCGGCCAGGGGACUGGUGACAACUGAGUUUCUUGAUGCUUGGACAGUCAAUAAGAAAGAUAAACUUGCCUCAGUCUUGGGAAAUGAUGGCAUCGAAACUACCUACAGUAUGGCCUGUGCAGACAGUCAGGCCGCGUUUUGCGAGGUUGAUGGACUGACCGUCAUGGUUGGUGGGUCGCAAACCACGAUUGUGGGACAGAUCUCGGCCACUGAUACGGUUGACAUGUUUGACAAGGAGGGACUAUCUCGAGCCGCAAUGUGCGCCGUGGAAGAUACAACUUCAGUCAGCUGCACUGUUACCGCAAGGCAAGAAACGCCCAGUCCGUAUAGAGUGGUGGCCUUGGGUUUUAUGGAGCACGAUAUAUCUCAGGCUUUUAUCCCGGUCACAGUCACGGCUGGAACAAUCCCUCAACCGUCGGAUACCGUUGUUACCAUGCCGGGGAGCAGCUCAAGUCAUCCUACUUCACAUAGGGUCAGUCCUAGUAUACCUUUGGGGUCUGGCAGUCACAUCUCCAGUGCGGAGCCUCGUGUCAGCGGCGAUCCAGGAAGCAUGAGUAUCAUGACUACCAAGAGCCAUACCUCCACCUCGUCAUCCAGUUCAUCGACUCGGAGCACUGGGGGAGCACCAAUGGCCACUGGGGAAGUGGCCAUAAUGGCCGGGGGUGCUGCGAUGGCUUUACUAAUUGCAGUCCUGUGAGUCAAGCCAGGAAGCGAUCGUGACUGUUGUGGUCGGCAUAAG